AUGUGCAAUCAUCAUGAUUUCUUUAUAAUUCUGACCUAUUUGCUUAUUUGUGAGGUCUCCUGCGACUUCGCGAAUAAUCAAAGGCUGCUUGAAGAGUAUGAAAGUAAGUUAUGUCAUUUCUUGUAGUUUGUUUGUUUUAUUUGAAUGAAUGCUUCAUGUUUCUUUUUAUGUUUGAUUUGCUACAUAACCAAAUCGUCGUUCAGUCAGGCAAUGAAUCAAUCAGCAAUGAGCUUGUCUAUGUUACUUAGGAUGCUAUCUAAUUUUCUUAAAUUUCAAGGCCAAAGGGAAGAUUAGCGACAUAGUCGAAGGGGCUUUAAGCAAGGCAGAUAACAACGCAUGGUUCAUUUGUGGUUUAUGCUUUUAUUCGUAAGCAAAACCACACAAGUUAAAACUUCCUAAAAUAUAAUUCGUCGGUUGUUAACAAGGGGAAAUGUGGGGCUUAAACGAUUAUUGAUGAAGAAAUGUUCGAGAAGUUAUUUUAGACGGUUCACUAAAAAGAUAGGCACAUCAUUAACCCCUGUCUUUGUUAACUAUUCCCUUUAAAAUAGGAGCCACAAAGUUCGACUUACAUAAGGAAAUCAUGAUCAACCAAAACUCUUCGCAGUCUACUUUUCCUCCCAUUUACUUAUAUUACAUAGUUUCUGCUCACUAAUAAAUAUAGAUGUAGAUAUUACUAACUAAAGACAAUUCCUUGGAUUGAAUCCUUUGACUGUACAUAACCCUUGUAUUGGCAAUUUAAAUCAGCACUGACCAUAAUGUAGGUCUCACUUGGCUCCACUAAACAGCAUAAUCUUGCAUAUAUUUGCUAAAGUUUACACUUAAAAUAUUAUAUCAAUUGAAAAGCAAUUUUAUUUAUUUGGUUCUCAAACGUAAUUACUCACAUGUAGAAAGAAUGUUUCAUUACGAUUUGGUGUUAUCAUGUUCUGCAGAUGUGCGACCUUUAACCGAUUUCAAAAGAUAUAGACUCUUAUCUUCUAAUAGCAAUUUAGCACCACAUGAUCGCCUCACACACACACAUGAUACCUGCCAACAUUUCUUGAAUUUUCAUUCUGUCAUGACCAGAAUUUCCGGAAACGUCCAAGCAACUUCCGAAUAUUUCCGACGAUUUUCCGAAGACUUCCGAACGUCGCCAAAAAUGUUCGAAGUUGUUUCGACGACCUUUGAGCAGUUCCGAAGCUAUUUCAAACGCGACAAUUUUAGCGUGUUGUGAUAUAGUUAGGACACAAAGUAAACAUUAAGCGUCUUUUUGGAACAUUUUUGGGGAAACUGAAUUGCAUUUCUUUCAUUAAUCAUUUGUUAAAGAAUCGUCCGGAUUUGUGAGUCAGGUGUGAGAAAUUGGUUUUUUGCGUGAGAUCGGUGUCUUUGGUCUGCAGGCGUAAGACUCACGCAUAUUGCGUGAGAGUUGGCAGUAUACGACACACAUUUCCCAAGAAACCUGAAUUUUAUUGUAGUGCAUAAUGCAAAUUUAUUCUGGAUUGCGAUUUUCGCUUAUCCUCUAAAAAAAAAAGAAGAAAAAAUGCUGACGUUUGGAGUCACGAUAUUUGGUGAAAGAAAUAACUUGCGAUGGGCAGGUAGGAUAGUUCAGUAAGAUUGCUAUCUGCAGAUUUAAUGAAAAAUUCGGCAUAUUUCCCUUAGAUGAAAACCUUGUGCACUUAUAAGCGUUCUCAUUCCCCGGGAAUUUGUGAGCUACUUGUAACAAAACCGUAUUGACCAAAAUCGAAAUCUCUCACGUUAGGCUGAACAAGUGAAAAUGCCCCACCUUGGAGAACUAGUAGACCAAAGUGCACGUGAAACUUUCUUGAAACGGACGUGACACUCAAAUCUGGGCAGGGAAAAGUGUUAAUUUCGCAGAAUCGACUGUAAGAGCAAACGACCUUUUUUUAAUUAGCCACUUCAAGCUCCCCUUUGGUUCUCAUAGGCUCCACCGAGAGGAAGGUAAUACAAACACACUAUACGUAUUUUUAUUUCUUUGUCAAAGAACUUCAACAAGUUCCACCAGCAAGAGUCUCGAGCAACAAAUUCCAGAAGCACUUUACAAGCACUAGUGACUCAUCCCGUCUAAAGAGAGAGCUAGAGGGUGACUAUGACAUCAUUUACAUCAUCGAUUCUUCCAGCUCGAUUACUCGCGCUGAGUUUCGCAAAGGUAUCGAAGCUAUUCAAAUGCUGAUCGACAGAGGUGUCCCGGAAACUAAACACGCUGCUAUGACCGUAGCCAGUGAGGCAAAGUUGAUUUUUAGCUUUACUUCCGCAGAAAACGCCGCACAAGAACUGACCAAACUCCAAAAAACUGGAGGGAAAACAAACAUGCAAGAGGCCCUGGAGAAGAGCUUAAACGUCUUUCGGAAUCCCUGGUUCGGCAGUCGCGUUGGAACCUUUAAGCGCGUUUUGGUUGUCACCGACGGACAGUCGAACAUAAAACGGAAUCAAACGCUUUUGAAUGCCAUGGAGCUUAAACUUUACGGAGCUGAGAUAUUCGUGGUUGGAGUAGGAGAUUAUUUGGAUGGAAUUGACGAGUUGGCUCAUAUGGCCAGCUCCUUAGAUGCGCAUCUCUAUAGAGCUGGUGACAUGCAAGGGUUUAUUGAGAUCGUAAAGCUGAUUACGCCUGUUAGUUACAGACGUGAUUGGGCAGCUGAAAUGAGAAGGCUGAGAAAAGCGUUCAUUGUGGGAAGACAAUGA
Molecule: messenger RNA, 2676 nt
Organism: Porites evermanni
Lineage: Eukaryota; Metazoa; Cnidaria; Anthozoa; Scleractinia; Poritidae
Source: the annotation of a GenBank genome assembly